AUGCAGGUCAUCCUAGCGCUCAACAUGCUGAGGCAGGAGGACAUUUAUUCCCAUCCCAACGCGGUUACCUGGCCAGGUCUAGGAGGGUCUGUGCAGCACAGUGAGGCCCUGUCUCAACCCCCUAAACUAAACCAAGGAAGCACAGAGGACAAUGGAGAAAAAAGCCAACCUGGGUUUUCAAGCCCAAAUGUCUUCUACCUAACCAUGAAGGGACAGAUUCCAGGAUGCCAUAUGCCGCCCUCUGUGUGCAGUGCUGACUGUGGUCCUGGAUUCAGAAAGUUCAGGCAGGAGGGAAUGGCACCCUGCUGUUUUGACUGCAGUCCCUGCCCAGAAAAUGAAGUUUUUAAUGAGACAAAUGUGGAUUAGUGUGUGACGUGUCCAGAGGUCCAGUAUGCUAAUGCAGAACAGAUCCAGUGCAUUGACAAAACUGUGAGCUCUCUGACCUAUGAAGACCCCUUGGGCAUGGCUUUGACCUUAAUGGCCUUGUGCUUCUCUGCUUUCACAUCUGUGGUCCUUGGGAUCUUCGUAAAGCACCAUGACACUCCACUUGUGAAGGCCAAUAACCGGAAUCUCAGCUACACCUUGCUCGUCUCACUCAUCUUUUGUUUCCUGUGCCCCUUGCUCUUUAUUGGUCAUCCCAAUGCCCCUAAGUGCAUCCUGCAGCAAAUCACAUUUGGAAUGGUAUUCACUGUUGCUGUUUCCACUGUGUUGGCCAAAACAGUGACUGUGCUUCUGGCUUUCAAAGUCACAACCCCUGGAAGAAGGAUGAGGUACUACCUGAUUUCAGGGGCACCCAACUUCAUCAUUGUCAUCUGUACCCUCAUCCAAAUUAUUCUCUGUGCAAUUUGGCUGGGAGUUUCUCCUCCAUCUAUUGACAUUGAUGCCCAGAGUGAGCAUGGCCACAUCAUCAUUGUGUGUAACAAGGGCUCAGUUACUGCAUUCUACAGUGUCUUGGGAUACCAUGGCUCCCUUGCAUUAGGAAGCUUCAUUGUGGCUUUCUUGGCCAGGAAUCUCCCUGACACAUUCAAUGAAGCCAAGUUGUUGACAUUCAGCAUGCUGGUGUUCUGUAGUGUCUGGGUCACCUUUCUUCCUGCAUACCAUAGCACGAAGGGCAAGGUCAUGGUGGCUGUGGAGGUCUUCUCCAUCUUGGCCUCCAGUGCAGGCUUGCUGGGAUGUAUUUUUAUCCCCAAGCGCUACAUACUUUUGUUAAGACCAGAGAGAAAUUCUCUUCAAAAGUUAAAGGAGAAAACAUCUUCCUGA
This is a messenger RNA of Arvicola amphibius (Eurasian water vole), 1260 nucleotides long. Its product is annotated as vomeronasal type-2 receptor 116-like. The record is from RefSeq and is a predicted model, not a curated record. Gene Ontology annotation, biological process: G protein-coupled receptor signaling pathway. Gene Ontology annotation, cellular component: membrane. Gene Ontology annotation, molecular function: G protein-coupled receptor activity. Lineage: Eukaryota; Metazoa; Chordata; Mammalia; Rodentia; Cricetidae. The transcript is spliced from 3 exons.